This is a messenger RNA of Xyrichtys novacula (pearly razorfish), 13762 nucleotides long. The record is from the annotation of a GenBank genome assembly. Lineage: Eukaryota; Metazoa; Chordata; Actinopteri; Labriformes; Labridae.
AUGUCAGAAAUAGCCCGGACUUCACUAUUUUGUCACUGUCUAUAUGUCAACAACUCGAACAAACAAAUAUGUGAAUGCGACGUUGAGUCGCAGAUUUCAGUCAGGCGAACGGAAGCGUCCUGUUUCCUGUCUGUAGUUGGGUCCUGUACAGCAGCCCGUGCGAGGCUGUCCUGGAGACCCCGCGCUGCCUGCACCUCUAUCGUCUCGGGUGAGUUUGUUACAUUGUAGCAAUUUCACUAUAAAUCUGAAAAACCGCUACAAAGCUGCGACAUCCGCGCGCUGCUGCAGCAAAGGCGCAAACUGCACCGCUGUAGCGAGCGGAGCAACGCGCCGCUGCACCGAGCCCGCAGUUAGAGUCAUUUUCUAGCGAAUUCCCAAGCAUUACCCCCCUGAUCCAAGAGUAUUCCAACAUUAACUCAUUUGGGCUUGCAAGUACGGACAGAUAGCUCGCUACGCAAUUUCGUUUAGACUUCCAAACAGCGUGUGCUGCGCCGUCCCAGCUGAUUAAAGCUGCUGCUGCGCCGAAUACGAGUCUAAACUGAGUCACUCGGUGGUUUGUUUUGAAUGUCAAAGGCUAAAGCUAGCUGUACGGCUGGAUAUUGUUGAUAGCAGGGUUAGCUAACUAGGCUAACCAAAUUCAACCCAGAUGCAUCUAAAUGCUGGAAGUAGAAGCAGAACAUGAACUCGAAACCACUCGUUUAUAAUCAUUAAAACCUUAAAUCUCUCUUGAGGCCAUUUUAUAUCGCAUUUAGUUGGAAAUAGUAAAAAUAUGCAAGCCAGUGUGUGUGAAAACAUCAGCUAGCAUGUAGCAAGCCGCUCGAUGUGUUUCCAUUCAUCUCCUGCGUACUGACUCCUCUCUGACCGAGUAAUGGCUUCAAUCUGCGGCUUCUGAGAGCGGCAACCGGGGAUAUAUCCCCACCGAGAACAAAACAACACGUCUGCAUCGAACCCGAGUCACUUUAAGGCUCCGUGUUUGUCAAAGUGAAGCACAUCUUUUGUUAAUUCGGAGGUGGAUUCAGUUCAGCUCACCGCAGAUAUUUCCAGGCUGAGUGAAGAAAACCGCGCGUUUUCAGUUUGUCCAUUUCAACCCUGUUACUGCGUUUAUCUGUGGACAUUCACCUUUGUUUUAACUCUUCACUUCUCCUUUACAACUAAACCUCAUACUUUAGAAAUAGAUAUAAAUGUGUAUGUUACUGCUAAUGCUGACGGAUCAGUGUUUUACACCAAAGGUUAAGAGACUCCAUCAUUUGCAUUGUGAAUGUUGUGAUUAUUUAUGUUUAACUAUGAAGCCUCUAUGUUUGUUUAUCCUCACAUCAUUACUGACAAUGUAAGCCAGGAAAACUGGUUCUGUCAGAGAAUAAUAGACACCUGGCAUCAACUGAAUAUCAUUGAUUGAAAAGACAUUUCUCACAGAUCAGGUGUCAUGUAGUUCAAAAACAAAUAACAGGUAAAAAGUUGGCCUUUUUCUACUAAACAAAAGACAAAGAACAUUAAAUCAGGGCUGCUAGGCUUUGACAUGUUGUUUUCAAAGUUGUGAACUAAAUGUGUUACUUAUGUGAAUGAAUACAGCACAUACUGAAGAUACCAAGGGUUCAUUAAUAAGUAAAAAGGAAUAUGUGAAAUAAAUAAAAAAAUGUUGGGAAAUGAAAGUGUAGAGGGACAAACGAGCAAGCAAUAAUAAGUAACAGAAAAUAAUAAUAGAGGCACAGUGGUGAUGAUUUUCCAGGAUGAAGUAACACUGAUAAUUGAAGGUGUGUUAAUUAGGACUCAAUAUCUCUUUAUUGUUUGUGUUUAAAUUUUUCAAAGAGAAUAAAAUAGUAACAAAAUUAUUCUUUAUUAUAUUGAAGGUUAAAUUGAUCUCAGUUCAAAGCUGGUUAAAGUAUCAAGUCUCAGUAUUAAUGUGAUAUAUGUCCCUUUUAUAUUGAUUAAGACACUCUCACAGUGUGUAUUCAACAUCGGAAAUAGGUUUAUUCUCUUUAAAAAUUACCUGUGCACAAAGUAAGAAUGAUUCAUGGGGCCAAAGCUUUGCUGAAAUGAUCCUGAGCAUGCCAUUUAAAGUUCAUGAAACAGUUGUUUAUCAUAACAAAACAAAAUUACUUAUUUUUGUACAUAAACAGAGAAUUUUUUUCUAUUUUUUCAAAGGUUGUCAUUGGAUUUGAAUGAUUCCUGCAUGUCCAAAUAAAACUAUGAAUAAGACCUCAAUCAAAUCAUUCAAAGCCCCAACAAGAAGCUUUCAUAUCGCAAAUUUGUGUGUCUUUGUUUGUGCGAUAAUAAUUUGUAUUCUUUAUUAAUGUGUCAUUUUACAGGAGAUUUUUUUAAUUAUUUGAAUUAUUAAUUAUUAUUCAUGUACUUUUGAGUUUUAUUACGAAACAAAUCGUAAAUGAAGUGUUUUAUCUGUAACAGUUGUCAUGGAUGAUGAAGACGGCAGGUGCCUUCUAGAUGUAAUUUGGUAAGCUCUCAUCGACUCUGCAUUUUAUCACCAGCGAGCUUUUGUUUUGCCUUGUAUUCAUAUGAAUCACAUUGUUCUAUCUUACAGUGACCCAGAAGCUCUCAAUGACUUUCUUCAUGGAUCUGAGACCCAUGUGAGUACGAGAGUAAAACUUGUAAAUUAGAGUUUAAAUUGUUGGGUUUGUUGGUUGAUGUGGUUCGGAGUGUGGGGAUCUUACGAGGUCUGUGCAGCACUUCAUUAAGUCACUUUCAGAUAACAUGUCGAUACACACUGAAACCCACUACGCCCCUCACUACUUUAUUUUUCAUUUAACUGCUUUCCUUGCUUACUCGUUGUCUGCUUUUGAUGGCACUGUUUUUUUUAGUCUGCCUUUCCUUAUAUAUAAGUAAUCCAAAUACUAACGCUUCCAACGCUGUGCUAUUCUUAUCACUUUGCCCCUCAGUCACUUGUGUUUUUGGUGGUUCUUUACAAUCUGGGUUCUCUGGACUGUGUUCUUUCCAUUCUUGCCCUCCUCCUCUGUUUGAUGGUCCUUAUGUUUCUCUAUCCUGGUGGCUUUUGCCUGCCUGUGUGGGUGCUUUUGGUUUCUGUCUGUCCUAUCCUGGGUGGGUGUGUCUGUAGUUGGACACUGACGACCUUUUGGAUGGUUCGAGUGACCCCUCCACCUCGUUCUUCUCUACCACUGGGGUGAGUAAAAUCACCCAUCCUCUUCCCUCUGGUUUCUAUCCAUUCAUGAAGCAUGCACCUCCAAGUACCCUCCCUUUUCCACUAACAGAUCAACAAGCUUUAAUUUCCUGCAAGGUGAUGAGAGGUUUCUGUGGGAAUUUCAUGUUUGUGUUUCACUCCUCAAAAUCAGGCAUAGCUCUGUCAAAACUCACCCACCACCUGGUCUCAGUUUUCUUCUCUCCUUCCCUUUCCUUAAGGGCCAUGUACCAGAGGUCCAGCCCGCAGUCCAGCUGUCGGUCAAUGAGCCGGCAGGCCUGCCCAGAGUCAGUGUGGACCUGGACUUCCUUGAAGAUGAUGACAUCUUGGGGGGAUCCCCAGGUGGCGACGGUGGAAGCAAUGGCAUCGGGACAAAUCACGAGCCUUGUGACAUCCUGCAGCAGAGCUUGGCUGAAGCAAACAUCACAGAGCAAAGCUUACAGGAGGCAGAGGCUGAGCUGGAUCUGGGCUCCUUUGGAAUUCCAGGCCUUACACAGGUGGUUCAGACACUGCCUGAUGCCAGCCUCUCAGGGGCUGGGGGCACCACUGUUGGUGUAGGCAUAGGUGUUGGUGUUGGGGGAGCAGCGACAAUUUUCCCUGGGUCUGCCCCGAGCACCACAGCUACUCCUCCUAAUGCCACGGCAGACAUGCUGGGGUCAGUCCUCGCUCAGCAGGGCCUUCAGCUCCAGCCCCAGGUGAUGAACAAGGCCAUUAGUGUUCAGCCGUUUAUGCAGCCUGUGGGCCUCGGAAACGUGACGCUUCAACCCAUUUCAAGUCUUCAAGCUCUUCCUAAUGGGAGCCAGUCUGGACAUUUGGGUAUUGGACAGAUUCAGGUUGUGGGUCAGCCUACAGUCAUGACUAUCAAUCAGUCUGGGCAGCCAAUCCUGGCUAAAGCCAUGGGUGGGUACCAGCUGCACCAAUCUGGGCCAGAGGUAUCAGCUACUGGUCCUCAGGCAGCACUUGGAGGCUCAGGGGGUGGACUUCUGAUACAAGGCAACAAAACCACUUUAGGAUCCCCAGCUUUAAACGGACCAGCUGUUUGUGUCAGCAGCACAAACAGCAGCAGUGGCGGCACAAUGACUGCUCCUGCAGGGCUUGUGGGUUUUAGUGGCACCUCUCUUAGUUCAGGAAUUGGACCUCAGACGCAAACUCAAGGCCAAAUCAUGCAGAACGUGAUCAUUCAGCGCACACCAACACCCAUUCAACCCAAACCCCCCCAGGGGGGAGCCAUUCAGCCUAAAAUCUUUAAACAGCAACAACAGCAGCAGCAGCCACAACAACAAACACCACAACCUUUACAGAAUGAUGCCCACAAGACUCUCGGGCUGCAGCAGGUUCCAGUUUCUGCGGCUCAGAAUGUAGCCUUUCUGACUGGAAAGCCAGGCUCUAACGUUGUCCUGAGCACUCAAGGCACAACACAAGGCCCUCAGUUUCAACAGACCAUAUUCAAACAGCAAGCAGCACAACCAUCCGGCAAACCCCUCAGUGUACACUUGUUAAACCAAUCAGGCAGCAUCGUUAUCCCCUCCCAGACUGUUCUACAAGGUCAGAAUCAUCAAUUUCUCUUGCCACAGCUACAAGCUGGUGGACAGAUCCUGACCCAACACCCUGGUGGUCACAUCAUAACCAGUCAGGGGCCUGGUGGACAGCUCAUUGCAAACCAGAUUUUGACAGCAAACCAGAACAUCAACCUGGGCCAGGUAUUAACUUCACAAGGUCACCCUGGGGCUGCCCACAUCCUCUCUGGGCCCAUUCAGCUUCAGUCCGGUCAGAUGGGAACGCCAACCCUCUUUCAGAUGCCGGUCUCAUUGGCUCAGAGUCAAAACCAGACUCAAACUCAUACGGUCUCAGGUCAUGCCCAGACAGUAAUACAGGGCAUGCCGAUCCAGAACUCCCUGACAAUGCUUAGUCAAGUAGAGGGGCUGAGCCCUGCUGUAAGUCUCCAGCCAGCCCUGCAAGCCCAGCCUGGUGGACUCCCCAGCAGCAGCAGCAGCACAGGAGCAGCGACCAUGACUCAAGGCCAGCCUGGAGAGUGUGUGACUGUGCUGGGUAGCUCCACAGACCAGGCCGCUCACCCCACGCAGCAGCAGCAGCACAUACCGCAGUCCUCUAUCCUCGCCAUGCAACCGUCGUCUUCAGUGUCUGCUGCUUCCACAGUACCCUCCUCUUCUCCGUCCAUGUCCGUGUCCACCUCCUCCUCUGUAACAGCAGUGGGGCUGGUCCCCCCUCAGGCUCAGCACAGUCCAGGGAGGUUACUCUUCACCAACCAGGGCUCGAGUAUGAUCCUGAGCCCGGAGUCUCUUCAGAUGUUCCUGCAGCAGGUCAGUGUUUCAGGAUUCGCUUCAAUUGCGUUCAGUUAACAUUGUCUCUAAAAAAUGAAUAACAUGCACGGAGUGAUAUCUCAGUCUGACCUCUUUGGUUUACUAUUUUACUCCCCCUCCCCUCCAACUCCCUUUCUCCUCCCCUCCUUGGUCCUGAAACGGUAAAUACACUCCUAUCAGGAGCAGCACCACCAAACAGAGAAUGAGUCCACCCCCACAGUGGGCGUACCAGCGUCUGUUAUCGUCAGCAGCAACAACAUCACUGCUCCGGCCCCCGCUGUCCAUGACAGCCAAUUAGCUGACUCUUGGGUGGGUCAGAGCCUCAGCCCUUCCCCUGGCCCCUCCCACAUAACAGCAGUGGUAAAGCAGGUAGAAAUGCCCCUUUAUGUCAAGCCCCACCCACUUGUUGCUGCUGCUGCUGCCACAAUGUUAGGGAUUCUUACCUUUCCCCAUCACUGCUCUCUACUUCUCUCCUGCAUCACUCAUCGCUUUCACACUUCCUGAGCUCAAAUUUUACUCACUGCUUGCAGCUUCUGUUUGUUUCUGACAUCGCUCUCUCUGCUGUAUGUAAAUGCAUUUUCACUCCAGUUGUCUUUAAAGGGAUAUUCCGGCGUAAAAUUGAUUUAGGGUCAAGAACACCAUAACACAGAGUUAGACACCCCCUCGAGAGAUGAAUGUUGUCGACCGCUUCCUCUCUAGUUAUACCAACUUUAGUAAUGACCGCACGAUAGCAAUACAGAGAGCCACGCGCUCAACCAAAACGCCACUCUAUAGCCAAAAAUAAUGCUCAGAACAGCACCUAACUUCAUCAACAGGACAUAUAGGGUCACAGAUAUAGUACUAGCCAGUCCAUUACAGACUACAGUGGGGUGACGCAGCUCAAGGAACAACAUUUAUGAUCAUUUCUUUAUCAUUUCUUUUAAGUAAUAAUCACCAUAUUAAUCUUUUUCACUGCAGACGCGGUAGUUAUUCUGCCUUAGCGUCUCAGUCUGAUUGUAUUUCCAUGAAGAAAUGAUCAUAAAUGUUCUUUACCUUUCCUGUAAUGGACUGGCCCAAAUAAGCGGCUGCUGGAAGAGAGUAGGUGAGUUGUGUUUGGUCUCUUUGCUAAAGAAAUGAGUCAAAGUUAAAAAGAUGUUUGGUGUCUAGUACUAUGUCUGUGACCCUAUAUGUCCUGUUGAUGAAGUUAGGUGCUGUUCUGAGCAUUAUUUGUGGCUAUAGAGUGGCGAGUGCCGGUCUCUCUGUAUUGCUAUCAUGAAGUCGUUACUAAAGUUGGUAUAACUAGAGAAGCAAGCGGUCGGCAACAUUCAUCUCUGGAGGGGGGGUCUAACUCACUGUUAUGGUGUGUUUGAUCCUAAAUUAAUUUUACACCAGCAUAUCCCUUAAAGUGUUGUGUGUCAGCCACUGUGCUCUUUGAAUAAUCAACUACAUGCACCUCUAACAGAGUUUGUACUACCAACUAAGAGCCCACUCAUUUUUUUUUUAACUUACUGAACUAAUUUGGAAUGAUCCUUUUUUUCAUUUAUUAAAACAGAAAAUAAAAACCAUGUUCAUGCUUGAUAGAGGAGCUGCCAAGGUGUAAACUCGAUCCUUUUUUACUAACACUCUGCUGAAUGAAAUCCAAGCGGCUCACCUGGCUUGAUAGACUGAAUUAAACUCACCUUCAUCUGCUGCAUUAUUGCCCAUCGACUUGAUUAGUAACACCACACCUCUCUAUCCUGCACCUGUCAUUUAGACUCAUGUACUAAGAGCGACACAACCCGUGUAACCUUGUCUGACGAGUGUAAUGAUCCCACAACGAUGAUUACAUGCUCCCCUGAUCCCAGUCCUUAAAAAUCUCCGGAUCACCUCCUACUUCACCAUCACGGGCCCUGCAGAUCUUGACUUCUUGCUUCUGUGAACUUAUUUUUCUUUUUUGGCUCGCUAAAUGAUCAUCGUGGCCUUUUGUGUCUAAUCUGCCGACCCUUUUGUUGUUAAAUCUGCUCUAAACGCUAGUCAUGUGUUAGUGAGCUUCUACUACUUUUGUGCGAAUUAUAAAGUCUAACACUUUUUGGUGUUUGUAGUUUUGUUUCUGGGUUGGGCGAUAUUUCAAUAUUUUCUAAAUUCAGAAAAUGCAAAUAUUUUUGCUAUAAAGAGUUUUUAUUAUGCUUAUUUACACCUUAAAACAACAUGCAAACAAAUCCCACACACAUUCAGAACAGAAACACACAACAAAAAAAUCAUCAAAAAACUUCUUUUUAAAUUCAGUAUAAUUAUAAAAAUAUGAUCAUAUUGGUGUGUUUCUGCAAAUUAACAUUUAUACCAAUUAAGAUAUUUUUUUGAAGAGUUUUGUUUGUUUUAUUAAAAAUAGGAAACAAAAUCAUUUAUGAAAUCCUGAUUUAAACUUUAUCGCCCAGCCCCGUUUUGUAUCCAGACUCAGAUUUCAAACCGUAGAAUAAGAGAACAAUUAAGAUCUACUCUGCAUGCACCGUAUUGUUUCUGUUUCUGUGCUUAAUGUUCUGAUUUUCUAAAUACUGUCUGAUUUUUUAAAUUGAAUUUAUUAAGCAUAUCAGUAUUUUGUGGUUCCAAAUCCUCAGGUACCCUCUGGUGGACCGAAGCAGCCCCUGAAGAUCCAGGGCAUGUCCCCUUCACCGGCCCUGACCAGUCACACUACAGCGCCUCCUCCAGUAGCAGAAAGCCCCCAGCCUUCCCAGUCCCCCCUCACUCUGAGCCAGCAGAUCCAGUCACCGCAUCACCAACAGCAGUCGCGCCCUCCCUCUCAGCCUCAGCCACAGACUCAAACCUCCUCUCGCUCAUGCACACCUUCCUCUCAUCCCCCGCUCUUUAUUGUCCACAACCAAAUUGCAGAGUCCUCUCAGUCUGCUCCGCAAGGCCAACCACAGCAGGCGCAGGCCCAGCAGGCGCACAUUCAAGUUCAGCUUCAGCCUCAGCCUCGGCCAGCUUCCCAGCCUGCCCCUUAUCAGCAAGACAUGCCACCUGUGUCCCAGUCCCCCAAACCUCCCCCUGUACCACCUGCACAGCACCAGUUUACCGCUCCUCCUGUCAGCACUUCUGCCGCUGCUGUAGUCAAAGCCCAGGUUCCCGUCCAGGGCCUGACAGCAGAGCAGCAGCACCACCUGCAAUUAGUGGGAGCACAGAUUCAGACCCUGUCAGGCAUCGCCCAGCCCUCACCUCAACAAAAACAGCUGCUGGAUAAGCUGCACCAGGUAUCGUCCCGGAAUAUUUUGGUUAAAUAAGAAGCAUUUUCAUUAAGGUGGUUCAUUAUGAAUUUCUUUUUUGUUAAAUGUCCUUUUUUGUUGUUCUCAGGUCCAGCAGAACAUCCUGCUGCAGGCUAAACAGUCUGCACAGUCCCAGCCUCAACCUCAGCCUCAACCUCAGCCUCAAGCCACCAGUCAGUUCAGCUCUCAGCAAGACGUGCCUGUUGACAAAGUGGUGCUUGCAACAACUUCCAGCACUGGUACACCUGCGCAGCUUCUGUCAGUGCUGCAGCCCGCAUCAGUGCUUGUCAAAACGCCUGCAACAGGUCGGCUGCCGUCCCUUUAAAUAACGCAAACUGACAGGCUGUAAAAAAACGUUGAUGUAUUUGAGUUUCUAAUGUUUUGUUUCUGUUCUUCACAGCACCAAGUGACUUACAGGUAUUCUCAGGAGCCCAAGGGCCAGCUGGAUCUAUGGUGAAUCAGACUGUCACUCCUGCUAGCCUUACCCAGCCUGCCCAGGUGGGUCACAUCAGGGUUUUUUGAUGUAUUUGAACUGGUCAGACGUUUCCCACCACACCGUUCUGGGUUUUUAAAGCGGACUGCAUCAAUUGAUGAGCACUUUUCAAGUCUCCCAUGAACUACAAUUCACACCCACUCACACAUAUUCAUGUGCUGAUAGCACAGGAUGCUGUGGGGAGUAUCUUUCACUAUUAUUAACCCCAUUCACAUACACUUAAGAGCAGUCGGGAGUUUAGUGUGUCCCCCCCAAAGACACUUUGAUUGCAGGGACUAAACCACCAACAAAGACAGUCGACUCUGACUCAGAAACCAGGGUUUUUGCUGGGUCUUAAAAAGUCUUAAAACAUCCAGUAAGUUAAAUUUAAGGCCUUAAAAUGUCUUAAAUUCUCUUAAAACCUCAUAAAAUGUCUUAAAUACAAGUUUGAAUACUGAUGUUACUUACAGAUAAAUAUUGAUUUAAAGUUGGUUUAAAAUGUUCUGAUUUCUCUUCAUGUCUUUUGUACUUUUUUGCCAGUUUGGAUGCAAAAUGGGUCUUAUGUUGUUUUCAUUAUGGUCUUAAAAGGUUUUAAAAAGUCAUAAAAUGUCUAAAAUUCUCUUAAAAACAAAUUAGAACAGUCUUAAAAAUAUUUUUAUGUUAGUUAAAAAUGUUUCUUUAAACUGUUCCCAUUUCUUUUCAUGUCUUUUGUACUUUUUGCCAGUAUGGAUGUAAAAUGGAUCUUAAAUUGUUUUUAUUUUGGUCUUAAAAAGUCUUAAAUUCGACUUUUGGUGAAACCUGCAGAAACCCUGUAAAGUCACCUCUGUUUGAUCUGAUUUUGUCUCAGGUUCAGCCAAAGCCGGGGGUGAUCAGCUCAGUAGGAGGGAUGACUGUGGGGAAAGGUGGGAUGCAGAUCCAGGUGCUAGGAACUAGUCUGACUCAAAUGCCUGCUCCACAGCCCCCAGCUCCGGUACAAACUCAGGUAACAAAAAAACAAAAAAUAAUGAUGCCUAAAAAAUAAAAAUAAAAACGUACUCUACUAUUUUAAAACCUAACCUUUAUUCUCCAUGUUUGUUCACAUGGUAGACAACAACAAUGAAGAUGCCUUUCAGUGCAGAGCCAAGCAAAGAAGCCAGGUGUGUGUCCUGCCUGCAGUUCACCGUCUUUUCUCGAACUCGCUCAUAAAUCCGUUUUUUCUAAAUCCUGUUUCUUUCUUCACAUCCGACCACAGGAUGCUGGAGCAGCUGAGGAAACAGCAGGGUUCAGUGCUUCAUCCAAACUACAGCGCUCCUUUCUGCUCUUUUGAGGACACACUGCACAGACUGCUGCCUUACCAUGUCUACCAGGGAACUGCCAACUCUUCUCAAGACUAUCAGAGAGGUAAUGAGCGCCGCAGCUCACACCGAGGAGGUUAACAGCUCCUGUAAAUGCUUGUAAAUUUACACUCUGGCUCCUCUCGUUCACAGUGGAUGAUGAGUUUGAGAAAGUGUCUUGCCAUCUGCUGAAAAGGACCCAGGCGAUGCUGGACAAAUAUCGCCACCUGCUCUUCGCGGAGUCAAAAGUAAGUUUUUAAACCAGCUUCAUAACCCGUAACCCUUCAGUCCUCCUCUCCUGAAUUGAUUUUGAAGUUUUUGCGUUUGAUGUUUGAACCUGAGCAGAGACUAGGCCCCUCGGCAGAGAUGGUGAUGAUCGAUCGGAUGUUCAUUCAGGAGGAGAAGAUCGCGUUAAGUCAGGACCGAGUUUUAGCCAGAGAGAGACCAGGUACGCUCCCGGAGUCUGUCGACACUCACUGUCCUGUUGUUGCCCUGAUCUUUUUAAACAGUAUCAUGUUUUUCUUUCGUUGCAGAGGAGUUUGUGGCGAACGCACGUAUUUUGGAGGGAGUACUGUCGUCCCAGCAGAAACCAUCUUCUGCUGAGCCCGCCCCUGCAGGUGGAAGUGUCGCAGCUGCUCCCGCUCCAGCGCCCUCCGUACAUCCACCUCCUGCGUCAGCCUCGGCUCCUCUUCCAAAAAUUCCUCCAAAUCCUCCGACUGCAGCCACCCAAGCUCCUGCUCCAGCUUCGACUCCCACUCCCACUCCCGCUCCCGCUCCUGCUCCUCCUCCGACCUCGGCGCCUCCUGUCCCGCUUUCCACCGCCCCUUCCGCCACCCCUUUCCCCCCCACCAAGCUAGUAAUAAAGCACGGUGGCGGCGGAGCCUCUGUGUCCUGGUCCAGCAGUUGCCCCCCUCCUCCGGCUCCGGCGACCAGCCAGAGCUCCAGGGUUCCGGCGGCGAUGUCCUCUCUUCCCUCUUCGUCCCUCAACGCUAAAUCAGCUGAUGACGACGUCGACGCUCUCCCGCAGAGAACCAGCAAACCGCCUAUGAAGACCUACGAGGCUCGCAGCAGGAUCGGCUUGAAGCUGAAGAUCAAACAGGAUCAGACCGGGUUCAGUAAGGUGGUCCAUAACACGGCCUUGGACCCUGUGCACACACCUCAACCUCAGCAGAGCAGCCAGUCCACGCCGCCACCGCCGCCGCCUCAGAGUCAGCCGCGGUUUGAACCCGCUGUGACGCACUCAAAGUCGCACCCUUUACCGACCCCUUCAAACACGGUCAUCAGAACUCAGUCCCCUGUCUGUACGGCGCCCUCCGCCUCACCGGUCACCACGACGACCACUCAAAGUAACCAAUCGCUGAGAGGUAGUGUGACCCACAACGCCGCCCCAUCUUCCACCUCCACCUCCUCCCAUACUUGGUCAUUCUCCACGUCGUCUUCUUCUUCUUCUUCUUCCUCCACCCAAAUGAACGGCACGUUGGAUCAUCACGGCGGCGGAGGUGGAGGAGGAGGAGCCAAACACAACUCAAACUCCACUGCCACUCCCUCUCAGACCACCUGUCGACUCCCCCUUCGCAAAACAUACAGAGAAAACGUCAGUCCCCGAGUCCGACCUGGUGUCCCUGGGGGAGGAGAUGAAAGUUUCACCUACCACAGACCGACGCCGUCACCCCCCAGGCACGAGGCUUCCUCUCCGCCCUCAGAAAGGACAGUGAUAGCGAGCGUGAAGGUGGAGAAACGGAGCAGGGACGCCUCGCACAUUCACACAGAACCAAGCCACGAAACAGGCCGCUAUGGGAGUGCAAUGACGGGGCUGGACGAGAUGGACGAGGUGUUUAACCGUGGGAUCAAAACCACGCAGCAGCAUCAUCUUCCUCAGCUCCUGGAGAAGGACGGGACGAAGGAGAAAGGGGAGGAGCGCGCUGACCAAGAGAAGGACGUAGGGAAAUACAAACGGGCGAGCGGAAAAAACAGACACAUGGCAGGUGGGACAUUCAGAAUGGACCAGCACGCCCCUGGGCCUCCCUCUCCUGAGUCCUCUUUCACUCGAGACUCUUUGCUUCCUGCCAAACGCUGCAAGUCGGACUCUCCCGACAUGGAUAACGCCAGCUUCUCCAGCGGCAGCCCCCCCGACGACUCUCUAAACGAGCACCUGCAGUGCGCCAUCGACAGCAUCCUGAACCUGCAGCAGGAACCUUCUGCCCGCGGACAACACAUGAAAGGGGGCAACAGCAGGCCCCACCAACACCAAAGCCAGCGCCCGGGGGGCUCAGCAGCCUCAUCCCACAGACCCUCAGUCCCGCCCUCCUCUUCAUCCUCGUCCUCCUCCUUGGCCCAGCACCCUCAGGUCGGUGGUCGAGGCCAUAACGGCAGCCUAGUGCCCCAAACUCAAAGCAGAUAACAGCCCCUCAGCCAAAGGCCAGACUGACAAAAGGGGAACUGAGAGACAGACGUGGAGGCGGGGGAAGAGGGGCACUGUGAACGCAGUAAAACUGUAACUCUGCCAAGCUGUGUGUUGGUUGUUUGUCCAUUUGAAUUGUCCAGACAUUUCUGUGUCGUUUACAGCCUGAGCUAGACCUGCGGUCAAACGGCGAGAGCGUGGUCACAGGUGACACUAUCUUUGUGAAGUGCAGACAUAUUUCUGUUUGUGUUUUCUCAGCCAAGAUCGAGCGGUUACAUGAAACGGUCAUCUCUCUCUCUUUGUCCUCUAACCUUCUUCUUCUUCUUAUUAUUAUUAUUAUUAUUAUCCACUAUUCAUACAUUCCUUUAAAUCGACCCCACAGCAGAUCAUCUCCUGGUUUCAGCGAUGAGACAGUGAGCAUCAGGCAGCUAAAUCAAGCAGAUCAGAAGUCAGAAACUUUCCUUUGGUCGGAUACUUAGAAAUUGGGGAAUCAGAGUUUAUACUGCAAAACACCGUAAUACUUGGUGUCUUUGCAAAAUGGGAUUUUGGCUUACAGUAAAAUGCUGCCCCCACAGGAGAAAGUGGAACAAGUUAAAAUGUUAAAGUGUCCACCUCUAAUAGAGACAGACUAUUUCUGAUAUUAAAUAAUUAAACAUGCUAAGUAGGGAUGUCCCGAUAUGAUAUUGAUAUCGGAUAUCGCUCUGGUAUCAGCCAAAAAACAAAUAUUGCAUUUAAUAUCAGCUCUCCGAUACAAGCAGUCCAUUCCAGACUCUUCUCUGGCACCUCAAACUACCAACACCCGGUUCCAGCUUGUAGAGCCCAUGUGAUCACAACAACAGUGUGUACUAAUGCUGCGUUCCAGUUACCUCUGAAGUCAGAAGUCGGAGCUGAA